Kwoniella botswanensis is the source of this 1134-nucleotide messenger RNA. RefSeq lists its product as uncharacterized. The record is from RefSeq and is a predicted model, not a curated record. The transcript has 3 exons. Gene Ontology annotation, biological process: tRNA transcription by RNA polymerase III. Bases 1 to 1134 code for a protein of 377 amino acids. Gene Ontology annotation, cellular component: nucleus; RNA polymerase III complex. NCBI's taxonomy places the organism in Eukaryota, Fungi, Basidiomycota, Tremellomycetes, Tremellales, Cryptococcaceae.
AUGUCCGAGCAAGCUGCGCCUCCCCCGGACGUGCCCAUGGAGAUAACCAACGACAGUAUCAAUUCUUAUCCCGAUGCUAGAGAAUCCGACGGACCGGAACUCCAAGCUUCCGAAGCUAUCUCUCAUGAUGUUGCUGGACCUUCCUCAACUUUCAUCCCACCCACGACUGCACCCUUAUCCCCACCAUUACCGAAUCUCAACACAAAGCCAUUCCCAGCUAUCGAUAUAGAUUCUGACGAAGAAGAUUCAGAGGAUGACGAACCUGUUGCGACUCUACCUAUAUACCUAUCCACGGCGUUGGGAAACAAUAUCGACCUGUAUCAAUAUCCGUUACAACAUCGAUCUAUCACUGUACCGACAUGGGCUAGGGAUAGGGGAAAAUACAUAUCCGCUAGGGUCAAAGAGAAGAUAAAUAGGGUUGAAAUUGAGAUCCCGGUUGACGCAGGUCAGAGUUACUGGAGGGAGGAAAGAGCAAGAGAUCUAGGUUUCGUAACUGAUACGAGGGAGAUCAACGGUAAUGGAGAUGAUGAUGUAGUUGGUGGGUAUGGAUUUGGUGGUGGAGGUGCAUCGAAGAAGGAUAAAGAUAAUAGGAAGGCUAAAGGGAAAGGAAAGGAGAAAUGGGGCGACAAAAUGAGGUUGAGGAGUGAACCUGUACCGAAUGCUACGGGUUAUUACUCUGGUGUCAUAAGGGAUGGCGCACUUCAUCUCCACCCCAUCUCAAAACUUCAUCAAUUCCGUACUUCCUUAGGUUACUUGGACGACGCCGAUGAAAAAGCCAAAGAACGAUCCACACGACGUACAGCCAAUGGCGGGACAGGCGGGGGUGAUUCAGACGAUGACAAUGCGAAGAAGAAACCUGUCAAAGAUCUAAGACAGCAGCAGAGAAAAGUGUUGGACGAAGAGGAUAACGAUGGGAGUGGAAGUAUCAAAGACUUCAGGAACAAGAUGUGGUGGAUGACUAAGAAAGAGGAGGAGGAUCAAUGGGUACCUUAUCAAUGGAGAGCAGGAGAGGACGAAGAAGUAGCCGAGACGUUGGAGCAACUCGUCGUUCCGCAAGACAAGCGAGAAAGACUGACAUGUAAAACCCGACCGUUGGAUUAUCUCGAUCGACAGGAUAAGAUGCAGAUUGUGUAG